UUUAUUUAUUUUCGAGGACAUUUCGGCGGGUGCACAUGUCUAGGUACUUACACUUUGUUUAUUGUCGAUAUAUCGACCUAAAGACCGCCGGUGAAGAGUUUUCAGUGCAGUAAGGCAAGUGAACCACUUUCUUUGCUGUUAACAUAAUUUUGCAAGAGAGAUGAAUCCAGGGAAGAAAGUAUCUGCCUUUGCAGUUUUUAAAGCCAAAAAGGCUCCUUCUGAAGUUUCCCAACAUGAGACCUCUCUCCUUAGUAUAACAAGCAUGCCUGCUCUCUCAGAGAAUCUCAAACAUGGAAAAAGCAAGGAGAAAUUGUCAACUUCCUUUCAGCUUGAAAAACCUCAAUCUAAAAAAUCUAAAGAGAAAGAGAGAAAAAAAUUGGAAAAGAAGUUUAAGAAACUUCAAAAUGGCAUGCCAACAAGAGGUUCAUAUCUUCCUGACACGGCCAUCAAUAGCCCCUUGGCGGAUCUGAGCAGUGCAUUUGGAAGUCAAGUCAGCCUGAGGUCUGGAAAGAAGGACAAGCUUCCCCCUAAGCCACCCAAACCUCCUAAACCCAAAUCCCUUCAAGCAAAGCUCAAAUCUCCAAAAUCUCCCAAAAGCCAAGAGACUACUUCACCAAAAUUCAAGUCUCCAAAAUCAAAGGUGUCAGACGGCAAGGUUGUUUCCCCUAAAGGGAAGCACAGCUUAGAAGAAAAUCUAGUCAGUGAGGUCAAAGGAGAGCAACCCUCGAAGAGAAGAAAAGUUAGUCACGCAACUCUUCCUGAAGCUGAAAAGCAGACACCUGUCACUCCAUUCAAGCAGCCACCAGCAGCAGCAGCAGCCUCCAAGGACCUCCCUUAUAUGUAUGACAGCACUGUGGAGGCCACCAGGCUCUUUGACUGCCUCAUACAUCCAGUGAAACCCAAGAAAUUCUUUAGUGAAUUGUGGGAGAAAAAGCCCUUGCUUGUCAAGCGACACAUGCCAUGUUAUAAUGAUGGAUGGUUCAGCACGGAAGAACUAGACAAGAUUUUACGUAAGGAAAAUAUUAUUUUUGGAAAAAAUAUUGAUGUGACAACAUACUCCAAUGGCAAGAGGGAGACACACAACCCCCCAGGAAGGGCCUAUGCCCCAAUAGUGUGGGAUUAUUUCCAGAAUGGUUGCUCAGUGAGGCUGCUGAAUCCUCAGACAUAUAGCCAUAAUGUGUGGAAGUUUUUAUCAGUGCUACAGGAGUAUUUUGGCUGCAUGGUUGGUGCUAAUAUUUAUCUAACUCCUGCUGGAUCUCAAGGUUUUGCACCACACUGGGAUGAUAUUGAAGCUUUUGUCCUGCAACUUGAAGGAAAGAAACACUGGAGAUUGUACAGUCCCAGAAAUGAUGGAGAAGUACUCGCCAGAUAUUCUAGUGGUAAUUUCACCAGUGCAGAUGUUGGAGAGCCCAUAUUAGAUGUGAUGUUAGAACCUGGGGAUUUGUUGUACUUCCCACGAGGGGUGAUACAUCAGGCUGACACGCCAACGGACAGUCACUCCUUACAUGUGACAGUGUCUACAUUCCAGCAGAACUCCUGGGGUGACCUCAUGGAACAGAUAGUUCCCACGGCCUUGCAACUGGCUAUAGAAGAGGAUUUGGAGUUUAGGAAAGGACUACCUCGAGACUAUCUCAGCUAUAUGGGUGUGGUCAACCAAGACUCAGACAAUCCAGAGAGAAAGGCCUUUCUGAGAAAGAUAGAACAGCUAAUGACAAAGCUUUUGUCUUAUGCCCCUGUGGAUGCUGCUUGUGAUCAGAUGGGAAAGAAAUGUGUCCAUGACUCACUGCCUCCAGUACUAACUAAAGCUGAGGAAAUGUGUAGUAUCCAUGGUAAUGGAGAAAGGUGGGACACCAAACUGAAUACAGUGAGAGGGGCUGUGGAGCUGGAACCAGACACACCCAUCAAGAUUAUAAGGAAAGGUGUUUUAAGGCUGGUAGGGGAAGAAGAUCAGGUGAGGAUUUACUACACCCUGGAGAAUGCCCGGCUGUACCAUGAUACUGAACCCAAGUUCUUUGAAAUAAGUGCAGACGCUGCACCCGCAGUUGAGCACCUGAUAUUUGCCUAUCCUGACUUUGUUACAGUAGACAGCUUGCCAAUGAAAACAUUACCUGAAAAGACUGAAAUAGCCAAUGCCCUUUAUGAAAAAGGUCUUUUGAUGACAGAUGAACCCAUGCAGGCUGUGGAUGACUCCUCUAGUGAGGAUGAGGAUAUAUAAAAGAGAUAAUACAAUGAAGAUGAGGAUGUUUUACUUAGGCAUAGGAUUUGACAUUGAAGAUGGGGAUAUAUAAAUGAAAAA
Molecule: messenger RNA, 2296 nt
Organism: Lingula anatina
Lineage: Eukaryota; Metazoa; Brachiopoda; Lingulata; Lingulida; Lingulidae
Product: ribosomal oxygenase 1
Cellular component (GO): nucleolus
Molecular function (GO): histone H3K4 demethylase activity; histone H3K36 demethylase activity
Source: RefSeq, a predicted model, not a curated record